AUGACGCAUUUAGCCUCUAGCAAGUUCAGAUUUAGAUCCUUGUGCCUGGUCGGCUCGCUGUACUACUUCAUUCCUCUCUCUGCAUUGGACAGGAGUAUUCCUGUCCGGGCCUUGACAGGGAAGAUGACAUUUCAGUGGGGUGUGGCUGGAGCUGCAUAUCAGAUUGAGGGUGCUCACGAUGCCGACGGCAAAGCACGAUCGAUCUGGGACGACUUUUGCAAAGUUCCCGGUGCUAUCAGCGACGGCACAUCCGCAGAGGUGGCAUGCGACUUUUACCACAGGUAUGAAGAAGACAUUGAGCUAGCGCGAGCUGCUGGCUUCAAGCACUUCCGCAUGUCAAUCUCUUGGCCGCGAGUUAUUCGAGAUGAUGGGCAGCCCAAUGAGGCCGGCAUCGCCUACUACUCGAAGGUCCUGGAUGCGCUUGAAAAAGCCGGCAUGGAGCCUUGCGUGACGCUGUAUCACUGGGACCUGCCAUCUUCCUUGCAGACGGCAGAGAUGCCUGGGUGGAUGAGCCCGCAGAUCAUAGACAAAUUCAUGGCCUAUGCCACGCUUUGUUUCGAACGCUUUGCAGGUAGGGUUCCCAUGUGGAUCACCUUCAACGAGCCUGCAGUGUUCGUCUUUGGAGGCUAUCAGGGAGGUUGGAAUGCUCCUGGUGUCAGGCAGUCGGUUGCUGAGGCUCUCGUAGCUGUCCGGCAUGUGCUGCUCGCGCAUGCAAAAGUUGUGGCACUCUACCGGUCCCGCUUCCAGAACGGCGACAAAACAAAGAAAAUAGGGAUCACACUGAACACACGACACUACAAGGCUGUGGAUGCAAGCGACACUGCUGCGAAGGGCGCCCAGCACAUGUUAGAGGAUCGCAUAGCUUGUUGGUCUGACCCCGUAGUCUUCGGCGAUUUCCCUGAGAGCUUCAAGGCAACGCACGGAGGCAGCACGGCCUUAGGCCUCAGCAAGCUUGAACAAGAAGCCCUGCGAGGCUCCAUCGACUUCCUAGGUAUCAACUACUACACGACAUCUGGCAUCCAGGAGGAUAGCCCGGCAGGUGCAGGCUCCGCCUGGAAGGUGGUGGAGCUGGGCGAAGCCUCGGGGGCUUCCUGGUUGCAUUCCUACCCCCAAGGCCUUAUUGAACUCUUGAGGUGGCUGUCAGGUCGCUAUCCUGGCCUGGAUGUUGUCAUUACGGAAAAUGGCUUCUGCACCCCGGGGGACGACCCAAAGGCAGUUGAGGAUGACGUCCGCGUCAGGUACUACCAAGACCACACCAACAUUGUUAAGCAGGCAAUUGACGAAGGAUUGCCCUUGAGGGGCUACUUUGCCUGGACUUUGCUGGACAACUUUGAGUGGGCAGGGGGCUACGAGGAAAGGUUCGGCAUGGUGCACGUUGACUUCAAUGACAAAAUGCUACCGCGCACCGUGAAGAGCUCCUACCGUUGGUGGCAACAGUUCCUGGAGAAAUCUUAG
This is a messenger RNA of Symbiodinium pilosum, 1455 nucleotides long. NCBI's taxonomy places the organism in Eukaryota, Dinophyceae, Suessiales, Symbiodiniaceae. The record is from the annotation of a GenBank genome assembly.